Molecule: messenger RNA, 1349 nt
Organism: Rhipicephalus sanguineus (brown dog tick)
Lineage: Eukaryota; Metazoa; Arthropoda; Arachnida; Ixodida; Ixodidae
Exons: 7
Coding region: 54-1349 (431 amino acids)
Cellular component (GO): membrane
Molecular function (GO): phosphatidylinositol bisphosphate binding
Source: RefSeq, a predicted model, not a curated record
GUGGAGUUGCGGCUUCAUUGCCUGAGAGGCAACGCUGUGUUCAAGGCCCAGCUAUGUUGGGCGUCUACAGAAAGCUAACAGUAAGUGGAGAGUUUGAUGACUCCGAUGGGUCGCUUCCAUUCAACCUGCAACACAUCGCCGAAGAAGAGCUCGGAGAAACCCCUUCGAGGAGAAAACAUGCUCUACGAAAGCUUCUAAGGAUGGUGUCAGAGGAACCGGAACUCAACGCACGGAUAGACAGCGACUUCCUUCUGCGUUUUCUUCGAGUGAGGAAGUACAACGUGGACGCUGCCAUGCAGACUAUUCGGAAUUACUACAAGAUUCGCACAACGUGUGGCCCAGUCUUCCGCGACUUUUUGCCGACAAAGAUAUCUUCGGCAGCGCGAGCAUUGCUCACGGUUAUGCCAGAAAAAGACGUCCAUGGCCGCCGGAUCUUUUUCGUCAACGUAGGAGGUUGGACACCUGAGAUACCAUUUUCCGAAUUUCAGAAAGCUUUAACAAUCUGCUUAGAACACUUGGCGUCUGACCCAGUGACCCAGACUUUAGGACUUGUGCUGCUGGUAGACUACAGCGGUUUCACCGUAGACAAGAUGCUUUGCGUCAGCGUUGGCCUAUUGAAGAAAGCUUUGGAAUAUUUUCAGGACUGCAUGCCCAUGCGACUGAAGGCGGCGCACAUACUGAACCAGUCGUACACAUUUGACUUCCUUUACAUGAUCGUCAAGCCUGUUAUUAAAAGGAAGCUGUCCGAAAGGGAAUGCAUAAAGCUCCUUAUAACAACAUUAUGCGUUCAUCAUACUGUUCUUUACACUUCAGGCACGUGGAAUCCAUGCGAAGUGACGCACGCUGUCUUUCAACGCGCCUGCCUCAUGUGCCUAGAACUCAUGACGUCGGAUCCGUCAGCGCAGACUCUCGGUUUGGUUCUGCUCUUGGACUGCCACGACUUUCGCGUAGAAAACGCGUUGUAUUUGAAGCCUGGACUCAUCAAGAAGGGGUUGGAAUAUGUGCAGGACAGCAUGCCAUCGAGGUUGAAAGCUUUCCACGUAGUGCGGCAGACACAGGCUUUCGACAUCCUGUACGGUAUCAUGAAGCCCUUCUUGAAGACUAAGCUGACUAGAAGGUUUAAGUUUCACGGAGAAAAUUUCGAGAGCCUCCACAAGGACAUUUCACCGGAGCAACUACCUGCACAGUUUGGUGGACAGGCGCCGCCACUUGACUACGAUGCCUUCUGGAACAAAAUGGACGAGUUGGAAGAUGCUUUCAAAGGAGAUAACUACUACGGGUACUCCAAAAAGAACAUCGGGGACUUUGCUACGCAGGAGGAAGUUGAAGAAGCUCUCGAGUUUCUGUGA